Knipowitschia caucasica is the source of this 429-nucleotide messenger RNA. The record is from the annotation of a GenBank genome assembly. NCBI's taxonomy places the organism in Eukaryota, Metazoa, Chordata, Actinopteri, Gobiiformes, Gobiidae.
AUGGACCACUACAACAACAGCCUCAGCUCCAUUCUGGACAUUCAUGCCCCACUGAAGACCCGGACUGUCAACUUCACCCGCUCAGCUCCCUGGUACACCAACCAGCACAGGGCCAUGAAAAGGUCAGGCCGUGUCCUGGAGCGGGCCUAUACUACAUCUGGGCUGACGGUGCAUAAGUUGGCCUACUGGGAACAUCAGAAAUCCUACGCAAAAGCACUCUCAUCAGCAAGCCGUGUCAGAGCAGAGCGGAUGAGCCUGAUUAGGAGGCAGAAGGUGGUAUGUUGUCAGUGCUGGCGUCACAGCUCCCUCCCCUCCCUCCUCUCCAUCCCUCCCUCUCCUCCUCUCCUCAGCAGCACCAGUCGCUCGAGCCGCCUACUCCAGCACAGCUCCAGCACAGCUCCGGAGCAGCAUCCCCGUCCUUGCCCCUGA